CAGUCCUCAGAGACCGUGGGUUAUCUUCAGUAAAGAGGGUGUCAUCUACGUUCGUCCAGUUUCUGACUUCCAAGCCGCCAAAAUGGAACUGUCCAUCCUGACAAUUUUUCUGCUGUGUUGUGUCGCCUCCCUACUUCUGUAUGUGUGGUACAUGUCCAAAGACCAUGGCUUAUUCAGGAAGCUGGGACUGCCUGGCCCCACCCCUUGGCCUGUUGUGGGCAACAUGAUGCAAGAGAUGGGCGGAGCAGGGCUGUUUGAUUUCCACGUCAAGAUGUACAAAAAGUACAAGAAAAACAAGGUGUAUGGGGUGUUCCGGGCAAAACAACCCGCCCUGAUAGUCUGUGACCUUGAUAUGAUCAGGGACAUCUGUGUUAAGCACUUCAACAAUUUUGUCAACAGACAAACCUUUGACGUGGAACCCCCACUGGGUAAUUCACUCCUGGAGCUUAAAGAUGAUCACUGGAAAACUGUCAGAGCCACAGUAAGCCCCAGCUUUAGCACGACCAAACUUCGCAAGAUGUACCCACACAUUGUACGCAAUACCCAACUCUUGCUGGAGCAUCUUAAGGAGAAGCAUGAAAGAAACGAACCAGUGGAACUGAGAGAUCUGUUGUCAGCUUACACAAUGGAUAUGAUUGCAAGCACAGGUUUUGGUGUGGAGAUAAACUCACUCAAAGAAGGAGAGAAUGAAUUUACCAAGUCUGGAAAAGCUCUUCUGGGGAGCUUUGGACGCUUCAUUUUUUUGGCCAUGUUUGUUAACUUCUUGAGACCAGUUUUUAAAUUCCUAGGUAUAACUUUGAUGCCAAAAGAUGCCACUGAAUUUUUUACUCGUUUUAUUGACAAGGCUUUGGAGAGCAGGAAACAUGAAAAAGGUGGAGGUUCUGGACGUAGCGACUUCAUACAAAUAAUGUUGGAUGCAGAGCACGAAGACCAUACUGAACAUGGAAAUCACGCAGUAAAUGAGGAACAGGAAAAUGGGCACAACACAGAAACAAAAAAAGUUCUGAGCUAUUCAGAUAUUCAGGGCCAGGCCUUUGUCUUUUUCCUAGCUGGUUAUGAUACCGUUGCUACUGUGCUGUCCUUCACCAUGUUCCUGAUCUGCAUGAACCCUGAGUGUCUAAAAAAAGCACAGGAGGAAGUGGACAAAGUGCUUGAAGGGAAAUUUCCAGAUUAUGACUCUGUCCAGUCUCUGCCCUACAUCGAAAUGUGCAUGAAUGAAGCUAUGAGGAUGUACCCACCAGGAUUCAUCUUGGAUCGGAUUUGCGAUAAAGAAAUUGAAAUUCAAGGAAUAAAGAUUCCAGCAGGCAUGAAUGUCACAUUCCCUGUGCAUGCUAUUCAUCACGACCCAGAACUGUGGUCCGAGCCUGAGAAGUUUGACCCCGAACGAUUCACUCCAGAGAACAAAGCAGAGCGUCAUCCCUAUGCCUUCUUGCCGUUUGGACAGGGUCCGAGGAACUGCAUUGGAAUGAGAUUGGGUUUGCUGGAAGUAAAGGUUGCCGUGGCUGCCAUGCUGCAGACUUUAAGCCCUGUACCUUGUGAGAAAACAGUGUAUCCCUUUACCCAGGAAAAGUUACAGGUCAAGGCUGUUGAAGGCCUGUGGAUCAAGUUUGAACCCCGAAAAAAACUGGUUGGAUAAUUGGCGUGCGAGUAUCACAAACUUGAUUAUAUGUACGUAGGCCGACGUUUUAAAUAUAAUAAUAUGGUGCUCGUAUUGCAAGUCUGAUUUGCUUUCUUCAUGGUAUAACUGUUAAUGCUUUUUUAAAAAGAUUAAUUUAAAAAAAUAAAUUUCCCGUGUAGCAUCCAUAGCCAUUGCUUAAAAGUUUCAGCACUUUUUAUAUAUUCUUUUCAUCUCCAGAUUAUCAAAUUUCCCCGUUAUCAUCACAAAUGUUUUAUUGAAAGCUUACUAGACUCAAGAUCUAGUUAGAAACAGUAAGGAUUUGAGUUGUAAAAAUAACUUAUUUUAGGCACCACUGAUUUCCUACUACCAGAGCUGCCUGCGUCGUUGAGAGGGAUACAUACAUGUAGGCCUACAUUGAAACAUUGUCUAUGAUUCUUUAUAUGGCAGGUUUGUCUCUGAUCCAAAACAAAUCUAAACACACUAUCUGUAUGUCCAUGAUAUUAUGCGUUUGACAUGAAUGAUAUUUGAACUCUUUUUGUGCUAUUAUGAAGAAAAUUUAAUAUUUUUCUAUUGUAUAUUGUGAUAGAGAUUAUAAUCACAUUUUAAUUUUUACUGAAACAGAAUCUGGUCUCUUGUUUGUGCCAGGAAUUGUUGUACAGAAAAGAUAUGUUUUAACUUGUGACUGAUUCUCAUUUAGCACCAAGUCAUCGCUCUUGUUUGUCUUUUAAUUGUUGCUUCCGUUUUCACCAGGAAAUGUCAGCUUUAAGGCUAAGGUAAGGAGGGGGUCCCAGGUCGGGGCUGAAAUCGUUAUUACAGAGCUUAAGGACUUGAAACUUUUAAUGCAAGAGCUACUACUGACGAAAACAUUAUUUUGAGAAAAAAAAAAACAACCUAUAAAG
Molecule: messenger RNA, 2517 nt
Organism: Aplysia californica (California sea hare)
Lineage: Eukaryota; Metazoa; Mollusca; Gastropoda; Aplysiida; Aplysiidae
Product: cytochrome P450 3A11
Molecular function (GO): iron ion binding; heme binding; steroid hydroxylase activity
Source: RefSeq, a predicted model, not a curated record